Molecule: messenger RNA, 1212 nt
Organism: Labrus mixtus (cuckoo wrasse)
Lineage: Eukaryota; Metazoa; Chordata; Actinopteri; Labriformes; Labridae
Product: trans-L-3-hydroxyproline dehydratase
Exons: 6
Coding region: 109-1143 (344 amino acids)
Molecular function (GO): hydro-lyase activity
Source: RefSeq, a predicted model, not a curated record
UAGGUUUAGUGUCUCUGCUCACAGGAACACGUAGCCGCAGGAGAAAUAAAACAGUACAGGAGGCUGAACAAGUUUUGAAAGAGCGAAGAAUUAAUCAGAAGCUUAAAGAUGGACCUUCAGCUUCCUCCUCACAAGGGUGACGCGCUCUCGGUGGUCGACAUGCACACGGGCGGAGAGCCUUUACGGAUCAUUUUCAGUGGCUACCCAGAGGUCAAAGGUGACAGCGUUCUCUCCAAGAGGCGAUACGUCCGGGAGCAUCUGGACCACCUGAGGAAGGUGCUGAUGUACGAGCCGCGUGGACACUAUGACAUGUACGGGGCCCUGAUUGUGGACAGCGAGCUGCCUGAAGCUGAUCUGGGGGUCCUGUUCAUGCACAAUGAGGGGUACAGCACCAUGUGUGGACACGCCGUCAUUGCCCUGGGACGCUACGCUGUGGACUACAAACUGGUGAAAGAACCACAGGCCCCAGAGACACAGGUGAACAUUCACUGCCCCUGCGGGCUGGUGAAGGCGUUUGUUGAGUACUCUGGCGGUAAAACAGGAGGGGUGAGGUUCCUCAGUGUGCCAGCCUUUGCUUUCGCCACAGGUGUGAGUGUGAAAGUGGAGGGGUUUGGUGACGUAACCGUUGAUAUCAGCUAUGGAGGAGCUUUCUACGCCUUUGUGAACGCCCAGACAUUCGGCCUCGAUGUGACCAAGUCCAGGACUCGAGAUCUGGUGGACGCAGCCACAGCAGUGACAAACGCUGUCAAAGCUCAGGUGAAGUUGCACCAUCCAACCAGUGACGAUUUAGCUUUUCUCUACGGCACCAUCCUCACAGACGGCAAAGAUGAUUAUUCCUCUGAUCCCACUGCAAACAUCUGUGUGUUUGCAGAAGCUCAGGUGGACCGGAGCCCCACUGGUUCUGGUGUCACGGCUCGAGUGGCUCUUCAGUAUCACAAAGGUCUGAUCCAGUUGAAUAAGAUCAGGACGUUUGAGAGUGGAGCCACCGGAUCCCAGUUUACAGGGAGAGCUGUUGAGGAGACCAAGUGUGGAGACUUCAAGGCUGUCGUGGUGGAAGUUGCUGGCAGAGCGUUCUACACAGGAGUUUCACACUUUGUUCAGGAGCCUGAGGACAAACUGACGCAUGGUUUCCUACUGAAAUGAGACUCAAUUACAUGUCGGGUUUUAAAACAAAUGAAGAAUAAAAAAAUCUCAAAGACUUUCAAAUCAGAA